This is a messenger RNA of Lycium barbarum (goji berry), 546 nucleotides long. RefSeq lists its product as uncharacterized. The record is from RefSeq and is a predicted model, not a curated record. The coding region runs from base 1 to 420 and encodes 139 amino acids. NCBI's taxonomy places the organism in Eukaryota, Viridiplantae, Streptophyta, Magnoliopsida, Solanales, Solanaceae. The transcript has a single exon.
AUGGAUUCUUAUUGUCUUGGUAACACCAAAGCUAAAUUUCACCCUUUUUCUCCACCUUCUAGUUUCCUUGCACCAAUUUUCAAGAUUUCUUCAGUUCAACCUUUGCACAACGAAGAAUCACGUAAAUUUUCCAAGUUGAAGUGUGCAAAGGGACCCACAGUUUCUAAGUUGGAGUUGGAAAUAAAUCAGGAUGAUAUGGAUAUGGAAAAAGAAUUGAUCGAAAUGAGGAGAAUGGAGGGCAAGUGUAAAGGGAUAAGUGGUGGAAUAGUUGAAUUGUUGGAGUGUUUGGAAAGAGAAGCAAUUAUGGGUGAGGAUGAGGGCAAAGAACCAACAGAUUAUAAUAGGAGGGCUCAGAUAUUUGACAAGAGUUCUAAAGUUUUUCAAGCUCUUAGAGAGAGAGAUAUGGCUAGUAGCAUAUAGUUGUGACUUUGAUACUCUUCUACACAUGUAUACAACAGUUCAAAUGUUUGUAAUUGGCAAAGAAUAAAGGUGACAACAGAUAUAUGUAGAAACUCGGGUAAUAUAUAUAUAUAUAUCCUUCUAGUA